Mitosporidium daphniae is the source of this 1314-nucleotide messenger RNA. RefSeq lists its product as uncharacterized. Gene Ontology annotation, cellular component: cytoplasm. The record is from RefSeq and is a predicted model, not a curated record. The transcript has a single exon. Gene Ontology annotation, molecular function: nucleic acid binding. Lineage: Eukaryota; Fungi; Microsporidia. The coding region runs from base 1 to 1314 and encodes 437 amino acids. Gene Ontology annotation, biological process: methylation.
AUGAAUCAUGAUUUUUUUUUAUCGCCCGAAUAUCCUUUUGUACUCCGAUUUGCUCAUCAGCAUUUAUCUUUUAGAUUACCAGAAUUAUUCUCACUUUUAGAGCUAUUUGAAGUUAGUGAUCUUGUGAAAAUCCCGUCCGAUUUGUCUUUUUUGGAAUAUUGCCCGUUUCUUCCAAUCGGCGGGAUUCCGCUAGAUGUGCUGAAACAGAUAGUUUCUCGGUCUAUUCUUAUUCGGGAUUUAUACCAGAACUACUGUUAUUCUUCCUCUGUUGAUGAUCUUAUAGUUGAUGUUGAAAAAUCUUGCACGAUUCGCGAAAUGUUGGCCCCCCUAUCCACUUCUUCGUUCAAGUUUACAUUUGACACCUUUGGAUCUACAUUAUCAGCUGAACAGCAGAUGGCAAUUAUCAACAGGUUUUCAUUUUUACCCCUAAAAGGUCCCAUUAAGUUACAAGAUCCUGAUGAAACUUUUGUAGUUUUUGGAUGCCUUUCCUCGAAAACAUGGAACUUUGAUCCAGAGAUUUGGCUGUUUGGAAGACUAAUGGCUCAAAGUAGCAGAUAUUUGGUUGAUGUGUUCGAUCUAAAAAAGAGGUCGUAUAUAGGGAUCACAUCGAUGAACGCAGAAUUGUCUCUUAUCAUGUCCAAUAUGGCUUUGAUCAAAAAAGGAUCCUUUUUCUUUGACCCCUUUGUUGGGACAGGCUCUUUUCUUUUAACAGGAGCAUAUUUUGGAGGGCUAGCACUGGGGUGCGACAUUGAUGGCCGGCAAAUUCGAGGGAAAGGACACUCGGAUAUUAAAUCAAAUGCAAGGCAAUAUAACGUAUCUUCAAACAUAUUGGGAGCCUUCAUUUGCGACAUUACGAGAAAUCCACUUCGAUGCGAUUUGGAAAUUUUCGAUGCUAUCAUUACAGAUCCUCCAUAUGGAGUCCGUGCUGGGGCAAAGAAAAUCACACCCCUGAGUUCCUUAUUGGUUUCCAAAGUUGCUGAUUGUAUGAAACCCGUUUAUCCUAAAACCGCUCCAUAUCCUACGUCGCAAGUAUAUGCAGACUUGGUUGAUUUUUCUGCCGUGCGAUUGGUUGUGGGUGGAAGAGUUGUUUUUUGGAUUCCCUCGACAGACGAAGAUAGCAGUGGAGCCGAGUUGGAUGUCCCAGCUCACCCAUGCAUGAAGCUUGUGGCCAAGUCAGAGCAGAAGCUUAACACAUGGAGCAGAUGGCUCAUAACGAUGCAGAAAAUCGCAUCACCCUCUUCUCUCCCUAACCCCCCAGCUUGUGAGGUUGAACCACGCUUUUUCCGAACCGAAUAUUUCCGAUCGCCAAACUAA